Molecule: messenger RNA, 935 nt
Organism: Eriocheir sinensis (Chinese mitten crab)
Lineage: Eukaryota; Metazoa; Arthropoda; Malacostraca; Decapoda; Varunidae
Product: heme-binding protein 2-like
Exons: 7
Coding region: 78-722 (214 amino acids)
Source: RefSeq, a predicted model, not a curated record
GGAUAUAUAUACCAGACGAGGGCAAGGCAGUCACAUCCAACCCUCAGACUCCAUCACUGCAAACGUACGGACGGCAAAUGAAGAUGCGAGGUGCUGGUGUCUUGGCCGCGGCGGUGCUGGUGGUGGCGUGGGCCGAAGUCUGCACAGCCUACCCCAGGGACAUGACGGAGAAGGGGCAGGAACAAUUCGCGGUGAAGGAGAUGGCGCCGCACAAGGUGGUCAGCGCCGGAGUCGAUUACGAGGUGCGGGAGUACGAGGCUGCGGCGUGGGCGUGUACUGAGCAGGAGGGGUCCACCCAAAUGAAGGAGAAACUAAUGAAGAUGUUUGUCGCACUCGCUCAAUAUCUUCAGGGUGAAAAUUCCCUCGGUGUUGAUCUGAAGAUGGCCGGCCCCGUCACCACCUACAAGGAGAAGUCCCAAGAAGGCGGUCUGAGGAUGCAGAUGUGCUUCUACGUCCCCAGCGAGCACCAGGCCAACCCGCCCGAGCCCACCGUGGAGGGCGUCACCGUCAUCAGGAAAGGCAAGAUGAAGGUUGCCGCCAGGGCUUUUGUAGCUGUAGAGAAAUCCAUGGAAGAGUGGGAGGCAGGGAAGCUUGCACUACAGAAGGCGCUGACUGAUGAUGGGGUCAAGAAUAUCAACUUUGACAACUAUUAUGGAGCCAUGUACAAACCACCUGGGAUGAAGGAGCGCGUCACGGAGGUCUGGUACGAGAUGAAGGAGUGACUUGUGGAGCACUGAACCCCGACCCCUACCCUGCGAUCCUGACCUCUUGUCUGCACAACCUUCAGUUCCCCAUUUUCUUGACUCAAAGGAAAAUUCUGAAUGAUUCAUCCACAAAAAAUGAAUAAUUGAGCAUCAUGUAUUUCGACGUACAAGUUUCAUGAAUAAAAAUAAUUGUGGCAUUGGUUACUUUCAAUAAAUGAGAUACAAAUUUAA